AUGGUAGAAAAGCAGGCGUCUGUCCUUCAUUCUGCUUAUCUUGCAGACGAUAUUUGGUAUGAAGUUUUCAGAUUACUCCACACUGAAGUGGGAGAUCACCUUCGGAAUUGUUUAUUAGUUAGCUCUCAAUUCUUUAGAAACGCGAUACCCUUUUUUUGGAAGGAGGUUCAAAUAUUAUAUUUUGAACAGUUACAAAAGUUUGUCAACGUGCUUACUUCACCAAACCAAACUCUACCAUAUGCAAGUUAUAUAAGAGAUUUACGUAUUGUUGCCAGAACAAAUAGAAUUUCUUCGAGAUCUCGGUCAUUCGAUUUAGCAAGCUUAUUGCUUAAGCUUACUAGUAUUGAUACAUCUUGGAGAUUGGUAGCAUUUACUUUGGAAUUAGAUUGGCGCGAUUGUCAUGAAAGUUUAACUUUGACCGAUUAUUUUGCAAAAUUCGGGGAUAGUUUGGAGCAAGUAGAAUUACAUGGUUCAUCACCUUUUUUAAGUGAUGCAUUGUCCUUUUCUAUCGGGCAAUAUUGCUUGAAUCUUAAGAAACUUACUCUUGAAUCAAGAUAUUUUCACGGGUAUGGUAUCAUGAAUAUUGCUGAAAGAUGUGCUCUCACCGAGCUAACAAUAUGGUGUCGACAAGUAACAAGUACCACAGUUAUUACUUUGACAAUCAAAAACUGCGAUUUGGAUGACAAACCAUUAUUAAAGACCAUCGAUCUAUUAAAGAAUGAUAAAAUGAAUGAUUACAAUAUUCCUUUACUUCCAAAAUUGAAAUCAUUUUCUUAUGUGCAGUCGUGUACAUUUAAUUCUGGCAAUAAGUUUACAUCUACUGGAUUAAUUCGACUUUUGGAAGCUUUUCCUAAUCUUACUGAUCUUACUGUUAUAACCUCUAAUUCAUCAUCAAUCGUAAAUGAUGCAUCAAUUAAAAACAUAAUCCAUAAACUAGAAAAAUUAGAGGAUAUUAAUAUACGUAAUGCUUAUAAUGAUCAGCUGCCAUUUCAUCAUUUGGACAAUUUUGAUUUGACUCUUGAAGGACUAGCAGCUGCUAUAGCAAAACGCCCUCAAGUAAGACUUAGGGUAGGUGCAUUUGACAGUAUGGUUUCAUAA
This is a messenger RNA of Cetraspora pellucida, 1098 nucleotides long. NCBI's taxonomy places the organism in Eukaryota, Fungi, Glomeromycota, Glomeromycetes, Diversisporales, Gigasporaceae. The record is from the annotation of a GenBank genome assembly.